Molecule: messenger RNA, 1603 nt
Organism: Gigantopelta aegis
Lineage: Eukaryota; Metazoa; Mollusca; Gastropoda; Neomphalida; Peltospiridae
Product: neuronal acetylcholine receptor subunit alpha-7-like
Exons: 9
Coding region: 182-1603 (473 amino acids)
Biological process (GO): signal transduction; chemical synaptic transmission; nervous system process
Cellular component (GO): neuron projection; synapse; postsynaptic membrane
Molecular function (GO): transmembrane signaling receptor activity; acetylcholine-gated monoatomic cation-selective channel activity
Source: RefSeq, a predicted model, not a curated record
CACACCAGUCGAACUUACACUUCUCGAAUAAACAGAGCACAAUUGUCCUUAAACAACAGCUGACGUCCUCAGCAACGACGACGUCAACACUAGAGGCAGUGAAACGACAACGACAUCACGCCAGAACCAUCGCGUAUGAAGAAAAGAAGAAGAAUACGAAGAAGAAAAGAAGAAGAUAGAGAUGACAGGCGGUUUAUUACAGUCUGUGUUGGAACUCAGUCUUCUUUGUAUACUAUGCCCAGCUUUAACAAUCGCAAAUGGUAUCCACAACAAUGGGUCGAACGUGUCUAACAAAAUGAUCCAGACGGUGCUAGCUGGUUAUCACAAAGAAAUCCGACCACACUAUGACAACCGGGGUCCAGUGAUGACCUUUCUGGACAUGUCUUUGCGUCAAAUCAUUGAAUUGAAUGAACCUAAACAGACACUGAGUACGAAUGUGUGGCUUCGAAUGUACUGGUCCGACAAUCGUCUGACGUGGAACUCGAGCGAAUUUAGUGGAAUAGAGAAGAUUAUCCUCCCCUCCACCUUGAUCUGGAUUCCAGACCUCACGCUUUACGACAGUGCAGUGAAGUCUUCGUCCAGCAUGUCAAAGUACAGAGUUUCGGUAACGAAAAACGGUUCCAUCAGCUUCCAGUUUCCGGAACUACUGACGAGUCUGUGCAGUAUUGACACCACGUACUUCCCGUUCGACACGCAGCGGUGUAACCUGACGUUCGGCUCGUGGGCGUAUGACGCGUUCGGCAUCGAUAUCUACAACGUCAGUGACCACGGCAAGUUGUCAAACUAUAAGGAGCACGUUGAAUGGAGUGUCGUCAGACUAACUGCGAUGCGGAUUGCACCUGUCUACUCGGGCGUGUCGUAUCCUUUGAUCAUCUUCAGUCUGCAGAUCAAACGCAAACCGCUGUUCUACAUCAUCAAUCUACUGUUCCCCAGCGUACUGCUGUCGGGCGUGGUCAUCAUGGGCUUCCUCCUACCCGCGGAGUCUGGCGAGAAAGUCAGUCUACAGGUCAUGGUCCUACUGUCCCUGUCGGUCUUUCAACUCAUUCUCCUCGACCUGAUGCCGCCAUCUUCGGAAACGUUUCCCAUCAUAAGUAUAUACUUCGCCACAUCAAUCGUUCUGGUCGGUUUGUCGUUAUUAAUGACCGUCAUAGGUCUCAACGUCUACUUCCGGGGUCACCAAGGUCAUACAUUGUCUUCCUUAAUGAGCACGUUGUGUCUUUCCUGGAUUGGACGACUUCUGUGCAUCCAUCGUCCAGACAAGGCGCGAAAGUCGUCGGUCACAUCCAAGGGUGAAUUAGGGCUUGUGACAUUCAAACGGAGAACAUCGCUCUUUACGAUAAGCGACUGCGACGCAUGCGCACAAGGAAGCGAAAUGGCAGACGACAAUCAGAACGGGCUGGUGCCAUUUUUUAUGGAAUCGAUCCUGAAAUACUGUCGAAGAAUUUCGGCUGCAUGGUUUCGGACAGCUGAACGUGUAAGGAUCUGCACCCUUGUGGCCGACAUUCGACUUUUUAGAUACAGUCGACUCUCCAAGUAUCACAGUAUUUAUAGUUCUGCAAUAUUGCAGAUAGCUUGGAUUGGUGUUUGCUCCAUUGUGCAGUGA